UCCUGUCAACAUUGUUAAGUGGCUCUAUAAAAGGCAUCGCUGGAUCCGCUUUGCUUCAUUCUGGUCUUGGUCUGCUUCGUUUACUAUCGAUUCAUUGCACAAGACAAAAUGAUUCUGCCAGUGCUGCUUAUAGCUUUGGGUUACAUUGGAAGUCUUGAAGGAGCCGCUACGUGCGAAAGAAAAUGGAAGAAAGUUGGCUGUUUUCACGACAACAUCUUUCCAGAGCGCCCUCUUAAGUAUGAGCUUUUGAAUCGGCGAGAUCCAUAUAAUCACAACUUCGAUGGUCACAUGAUCAACUGGCAAGAUUACCCUGGAACCCUUUAUUCUCUCUACUGCAAAUGUGCUGAACUCACAGAAGCAAAAGGUUACACGCAUUUUGGCUUGCAAUUCUACGGUGAAUGCUGGUCGGGGCCCUCAGCCAAUGAACGAUACAAUAUGUAUGGCAAAUCUGAACGGUGCAUUGGUGUUGACUACGAUGCCUGUGAUGACUCAGCAGAAACUGACUGCAUUGGGAAGGACAAGACAAACUAUAUUUAUCAACUGGUUGCAAAGAAUGAAUCGAAGUUAAUCGAUGGAGGCUACUCUGAAUGGACAAAAUGGACCGAAUGUACCAAGACCUGCGGAGGAGGAGUUCGUGUAAGAACAAGAUCAUGCAACAAUCCUUCUCCAUCGAGUGGAGGAAAAGACUGCACCAGCCUCGGUGAAAGUGAAGAGCUUGAAGUAUGCAACAACCAGGCAUGCAGAAAGCCGUGCAAACGUGCAAUUGAUCUUGGUAUCAUAAUGGAUGCAUCAACCAGUGUUAAGCGAUCGAACUACAACAAAGUGAAAAUCUUUAUCAAAGAGCUCAGUGAAGACUUCGAGAUCUCUAAGACUGGAACCCACUUUGGCAUCCUUCAUUACUCAGGCAGUGCAAAACUCGACUUCACAAUGAGAGACUCUCAAUACUACAACAGAAUCAACCUAAAGGCAAAAAUUGACUCCAUUCCUUACUCUUACGGCAGUACUAGAACAGACAGGGCUCUGAGACUAGCUGACCAACAAUUUUUCUGCUCGGGAUGCAAUCCUGCUGGAAGACCACAAGUCCUUUUAGUUAUCACUGACGGCAAUACAAACAAAGGAUCAGAAGAUCUUGGAACUGCAUCGCAAGGAAUGAAGGACAAAGGAGUUACCGUUCUAUCAUUGGGAAUCGGUCCACAGAUCUCUAAAGCGGAGCUAGAAUUGAUUGCUUCGGUUGCAGACGACAGGCAUGUCUUCCAAAGCAGCUCAUUUGAUGAACUGAAAGAGAAACUAAACACCAUUCUAGAAACUGCAUGUGCAGCGGUUCGCUAAAGGCACCAGCCUGUCAAAAAAAAGGAGUGUCAAGGAUUUCUUGAACAUUCAGCUAUGGAAAGAACUUUAUCAUGUUAGAACCUGUAUUAAAUGUAUCACUGGAAGUAAAAAUCCGUCAUUUAGAACUAUUGGUGAUCACGAAA
Molecule: messenger RNA, 1472 nt
Organism: Rhopilema esculentum
Lineage: Eukaryota; Metazoa; Cnidaria; Scyphozoa; Rhizostomeae; Rhizostomatidae
Product: collagen alpha-1(XII) chain
Source: RefSeq, a predicted model, not a curated record